UAGCUCGAAAACAUACGACUUUGUUGUCCCCCUUGCAGCGUGAGUCAAAGAAGAUGAAAUCGCUAUUCCUGAAGCGCACAAUCUCGAAAACGUCAUGCGCGGCCUCGCAUGGUUCAUCGAGUUCUUCGUUCACAUUCAGAUGGUCCAAACGGGCGGUGGCAUGGGAAUGGCGGUCGCCGCUGCGCUCGCCGUGGCCCUGCUCCCGUGGUUAUGGGCGGCGCUGGUGCACCUGGUGUGUCGGCCGUACGCCGUGGCGCGGGCCUUCGCGCGGCAGGGCAUCCGCGGGCCGCCGUACCGGUUCUUCGUGGGCAACGCCGGGGAGGCCACGGCGAUGCUGGAGGCGGCGAGCGGCGAGGCGGCGCUGGACCGUAGCUCCCACGACAUCGUCCCCCGCGUGAUGCCGCACUUGCGGGCGUGGACGUCGCUCUACGGCAAGGUGUUCCUGUCGUGGUCCGGCUCGACGCCGGCGCUGUGCGUCGGCAGCUACGCCAUGGCGAGGCGGGUGCUCUCCGACAAGGCGGGGCUGUAUGGCAAGAAGGACCCGGGCCCGGCCAUCCUGGCGCUGCUGGGCAUGGGCCUGAUCUUCGCAGAGGGCGAGGACUGGGUGCGCCACCGCCGCGUCGUGCACCCGGCGUUCGCCAUGAACAAGCUCAAGGCGAUGGCGGGCGUGGUGGCGGCGUGCGCGGGGGAGGUCAUCCGGUCGUGGGAGGCGGCGGCGGCGGUGGGCGGAGAGGUGACUGUGGAGGUGGGGCAGCAGUUCAUGGAGCUCACCGCCGAUGUCAUCUCGCGCACGGCGUUCGGCAGUAGCUACCGGCAGGGCAAGGAGGUGUUCCUGGCACAGCGGGAGCUCCAGCUCAUGGCCUUCGCCUCCAACAGGGUGCGCGUCCCGGGUAUGCAGUGGGCGCCGACCAAGGCCAACGUGCGCCGGUGGCGGCUCGAGAGGAAGGUGCGUGGCACGCUUAUGGCCAUCAUCGACAAGCGCCUGUCUGCCGCCAAGGAGGGCGCCGGCGACUACGGCACCGACCUGCUCGGCCUCAUGCUCGAGGCGAACGCCGGCGAGGGCGGUCAGAGCGUCAUGACCAUGGACGAGAUCAUCGACGAGUGCAAGACCUUCUUCUUCGCCGGGCAUGAAAGCACCACGCACCUCCUCACCUGGGCCAUGUUCCUCCUCGGCACCCACCCCGAGUGGCAGCGGCGGCUCAGGGAGGAGGUGCUCCGGGAGUGCGGCGGCGCCGAGAAACCCCUCCACGGCGACACCCUCAACAAGCUCAAGCUUGUGACGAUGGUGCUGCACGAGACGCUCCGGCUGUACGGCGCAGCGACGCUGAUCAAGCGGCGGGCGACGGCGGACGCGGACCUCUGCGGCGUGGUGGUCCCCGAGGGCACGGUCCUGCUGAUCCCGAUCGCGAUGCUGCACCGCGACGAGGAGGCGUGGGGCGGGGACGCCGGCGAGUUCAACCCGCUCCGGUUCAAGGACGACGCGGGCAGGGCGGCGCCGGCGCACCCGGGCGCGCUGCUGUCCUUCUCGGCGGGCCCGCGGUCGUGCAUCGGGAAGGACUUCGCGAUGAUGGAGGCGAAGGCGGCGCUGGCGGCGGUCAUGCGGCGGUUCGCGUUCGAGGUGGCGCCGGAGUACGUGCACGCGCCGGCAGACUUCCUGACGCUGCAGCCGUCGCAGGGGCUCCCCGUCGUGCUCAGGCUCUUGGAUCCGUAGGGGGCAUCCUUUUGCGAACUGGAGUGGAUGUAUGGCGAGUUGGCGACUGGGGUCGGUCAAACUAUUUCCACUUUGCACAUUUCAAAUAAAAUUUUGAAAACAAUGUGGCUAAAUUUGUCUAAAAAAUAAAUUAGUUUCAAAAUAUUAUGACUUUGAUGUAAGCGUACGUUUCACAAUGUUAACAAUGGUCAAAGCAGUGUCAUGUUCUCUUU
Molecule: messenger RNA, 1923 nt
Organism: Setaria italica (foxtail millet)
Lineage: Eukaryota; Viridiplantae; Streptophyta; Magnoliopsida; Poales; Poaceae
Product: cytochrome P450 709B2
Exons: 2
Coding region: 95-1711 (538 amino acids)
Molecular function (GO): iron ion binding; monooxygenase activity; oxidoreductase activity, acting on paired donors, with incorporation or reduction of molecular oxygen
Source: RefSeq, a predicted model, not a curated record